Phytomonas sp. EM1 is the source of this 948-nucleotide messenger RNA. The record is from the annotation of a GenBank genome assembly. Lineage: Eukaryota; Euglenozoa; Kinetoplastea; Trypanosomatida; Trypanosomatidae.
AUGGUCGGGAGUGCGGGGGUGGUGCUGUGCUGGCGCGUUCCCCCCGCCGGGGAUCUGGACGAGGAGAAAAAUGACUGGCGAAUGACACUUUGGCGGCGAAAUCCCUGCGAGGGCGCGGCGAAGGUGCAGGUGAAAGGCCUUUUUGCCCUCGUUUCGUCCGGGAAGGUUCCGGUGGUGUAUCUGUUCGACGCAACCGGUGGGGAGUUGGUGAGGGUGGUGGAGACGCUGCUCCCGCUCCCACGCGCGCCGGUUUGUUUGCUGCCGGACGGCCACGCCUUUGUGGCGCCGGCGCCGGGGUCGGGUUUGUUGGCGUGGGAAUCCAAAGACGGCAGCCUCUGCACCGCACCCGAGGGGUACAAUCCGCUCAAUGUGAAAUUUCCGAUCGAGGAGAUCGUCUGGGCGGAUGCCUACCAACUCGCGGCCUUUCGCAGCCCGACCCCGAUCCCGGCGUCGUGUGUGCCCGCCUACAGCGCGCUUCUUGAGGCGUUUCACGCAUCCGCCGGGGGGUCGUUCACCGCCCCCCCCUCUCUUCCGGGCGAAUGCACCUUAAUCACCGUCGCCGGCUGCCCGCGAAGCACGCAUAACGCGAUCCUCGCCUCCGACGCGCGCGCCUCGGAACGAUUCGCCGAGUUGGUCGGCGGCGAUGCCAUCACGCGGCAGGAAACGGCCGCGCGGAGUCGUCAACUCACCAACGAGCACUGGGAUCGAACGCAUCCGCGAAUUUAUCCGAACGGGAGGGGCAAGAAAAACGCACCGUGGCCGAAUCAAAUGCUGCGAAACCCCAUCACGGAGGUGGCAACCACCUCGGAUGUGCUGAAGUAUAGUGAUAAGGGUCUUCGAUUUCAGCGCAUUAUAAACUUCUGGAAGGGGCUGGUCAGGCAGCAUCGCUACGGAAAGUCAGGGGUCUAUCUCGCCUCCACCACUGACGAACCCCUGCCAUCGGAAUAA